Molecule: messenger RNA, 3016 nt
Organism: Cyanistes caeruleus (blue tit)
Lineage: Eukaryota; Metazoa; Chordata; Aves; Passeriformes; Paridae
Gene: TTLL12
Product: tubulin tyrosine ligase like 12
Biological process (GO): protein modification process
Cellular component (GO): cytoplasm
Source: RefSeq, a predicted model, not a curated record
GCCCCGCCCGGCCUGUUCCGGCCCAGCCAUGGCGGGAGACGGCGAGGAGGCUCUGGCGGCUUUCGUGGCCCUUCACGGAGCCGCGCUCCGCGCAUCGCAGGUCCCCACGCAAUACUGGGAGAGCCUGAGCCGCAAACUGCGGGGAGAGGUAUUUGAUGCUGGUGAUUACUUUGGAAUAAUGCAAGUAGAAGAGGUGGAUGAGGAGGAAGAAGUUGAUGAAGAAAUGGAAGAACAGUUUAAAAAGAAACCAAAUCCUGGAAAUGCGCCUUGUUUCAAAGUUAUUGUAACUAAUGAGAAUGGACUUCAAGCCUCCAAUCCUGAUAGCGUGUUCCUCAUCGACCACGCCUGGACAUACCGCGUGGAGCAUGCCCGGCAGCAGCUGCGCCUUGUGCCUGGCCUGCUGCACAGGAUGGCCAACCUCAUGGGCAUCCCCUUCCAUGGAGAGGUCCCAGACGAGAGCAGCAUCGAGCAGGUGGUGCAGGAAAUGUGGAAAUACAACCAGACCUACAAGCUCUCUCAAGGGACUGCAGAAGAGAAGGUUCCUGUCUGGUACAUCAUGGAUGAAUUUGGAUCACGCAUUCAGCAUUCAGACCAGCCGAGUUUUGCAGCAGCACCUCUGUUUUAUAUGCCUCAACAAAUUGCUUACACAGUUCUCUGGCCUUUGAGAGACCUUGAAACUGGUGAUGAAGUCACUCGUGAUUACGCUUACGGGGAGACGGAUCGCCUGAUCAGGAAGUGUGUUUUGUUACCCUGGGUGCCUACUGAAGUGUUGGAUAUCAGCUGCUUUACUCCAGAACCACCAGAUGAGCAUUAUCAGGCAAUUUUAACAGAAAACAAGGAAAAACUUCCCGGAGCAAUAAAUCCACCAGUUUAUGCCAAAGACAAAGUUUUCAAGGUGUUCACUGACAUUCAGCAAGUCCUCAACAACCUGACGCAUCCCCGUUUUGUAUUCACAGACAACGAGGGAGAAGCAGACAUCCUCUACAACUUCUCACACUUCAAAGAUUUUAGGAAGCUAAGUGAGGAGAGGCCUGAGGUAAUGGUGAAUCAGUUCCCAUGUGAGAGCCUCCUGACAGUCAAAGACUGCCUUGCAUCCAUUGCUAGACGAGCUGGAGGACCAGAUGGGCCCAGGUGGUUGCCUCGGACUUUUAACCUCCAGACAGAAUUGCCUCAGUUCAUCAGCUACUUCCAGCAGCGUGACAGAAGAGGAGAAGACAAUCACUGGAUAUGCAAACCAUGGAACCUGGCCAGAAGCCUGGAUACGCACAUCACAAACAACCUGAACAGUAUCAUCAGGCACAGGGAAAGCAGCCCAAAGGUGGUGUGCAAAUACAUCGAGGAGCCGGUGCUGUUUGAGUGUGAGGACGUGGGGCUGGUGAAGUUUGAUGUGCGCUACGUGGUGCUGCUGCGCUCUGCCCGGCCCCUGCAGCUCUACAGCUACGACGUGUUCUGGCUGCGCUUUUCCAACAGGGCAUUUUCGCUUGAUGACCUGGAUGAUUAUGAGAAGCAUUUCACUGUCAUGAAUUAUGCUCCUGGUGUGACAUUGAAACAGGUGCACUGUGAAGACUUUAUUCCUCUGUUUGAAAAACAAUAUCCUGAAUAUCCUUGGACAAUGGUACAAGCAAGUAUUUUUAAGGCAUUUGCUGAUUUGUUCCAAGUUGCUUCGUCUAAACCUGCCCCUCUUGGCAUCUGCGAUUAUCCAUCAUCAAGAGCAAUAUAUGCCAUUGACUUGAUGCUUAAGUGGGACACCAGCAGAGAUGGAAAAAAAAUUAUGCAGCCUCAGAUCCUGGAGGUGAACUUUAAUCCUGACUGUGACAGAGCCUGCAAAUACCACCCUACCUUUUUUAAUGAUGUCUUCAGCACCCUUUUUCUGGAUGAAACAGACAACUGCCAUGUGACACGCAUUGUCUAACCACAGGAGACAUGACUCCAUCAAUUUCCUUCUCAGAUACACUUAGCAGCAGGAUUUAUAUUUCAGUUCUAUGAGCUGCUGAUACAACUGUUUUCCUAUGCUGAUCACCAGGGUAAAAAAAUACCAUAUCAGAAGAAGAUGCAAAUACCAUAUACUGUAUUGAUAAUCCCUUUGUCUGCACUGUCCAAGUCUUCCUUUGUUCUUUCUGUAAAACAUAGGUGUGUGUUGACAAAGUGGCUUGUUUAUUGAAUAUUUGAGACCUCAGAGUAGGACUUGUGUUUCAGGUAGCCUGAUUGCUUGCUGGGAAACAUUGCACAAGUUCCAUAUGUCAACUUUAAAACUAUAAUUUACUGAAUCACAUUGGGGUUUGUAUGUCCCUUACUUAUCUACUCCUAUACAAAGAUCUAAAUUGUUCUGGUGGGUGGGAAAUAAUAUAUUAAUAGGGUAUUUCACUGCAAUAAACUAUGUGGUUAAUGAGACUAUAGACUGUGGUGGCCAGGCCAGGUUCGUUGAUCUGACCCAGGACACCAUGACUUUCCCAGAGAGAGCAGUCCCACAAGAGAGCCUUUACAGGGAGGUCUCUGGUGAUACCUGGCCACCAGGUAACCUCAGCAAAGGGCAGCCUGUGGCUGCAAGUGAUUUCAGCUCUGCUUUCAAGGUUAUCCCGUGCCAACUCAGAGAUAGACAGACAGGAGCAUUGGGAUGGCAGCUCCCUGCUGAACUGGGCAGAAGCUGGGGUUUUUAUGGGGGACGGCCAGGGUUGUACCAGGGGGGAAAACCAAUGGGCUACAAAGGACCAAUACAGUCAUCAAGGCAUGGUGGGAUACCUCACCAUGAGAAGAGAGGAUGGUCCCAUCUAAGGGGUAUCUCUCCAGGAGAGGGUUGGGAUAAGCUUGUCACAGCUCCCCCAAGGCACAUUCCUCCAAGGGAAAGCCUUGGCAGACUGACCUGCCUCCACAGCUCCCCCUUAAUGUAUUUAGUAAAAACGCCUUCUUAACAGCUCCUAAAGCAACAUACAACACAGGAGAACAUAAGUAACACAGUAAGGAUCAGAACAAAAAUCCACAAAAUUCCCUUAACUAAAGAUUAAACCCAUCCUGUUAA